CUUUCUGAUUGGACGGCAAAUUACCCCUGGGGAUAGGGGGAGGUGGAGUGCGAAGAGUCAGUGGUUUUGUGACUUUAUGAAUCCCGUUUAAUGGCGAUAACGAUGCACUUAAGCUGCUCGGACUCAUCGGAACACUAGGGCUUUUUUCGAUCCAAUGGGGCGGAGAAAGGUAGCGAUAAAGCGAAUCGAAGACAAGAGUAGCCGGCAAGUGACCUUCUCGAAGCGCCGGAACGGAUUGAUAAAGAAGGCGAAGGAGCUCUCCGUGCUGUGCGACGUUGACGUCGCCGUCGUCGUCUUCUCCAGCAGCGGCAAGCUCUACGACUUCUCCAGCACUAACAGUUUGACAGGGGUCCUACAAAGAUACAACAGCCAUGUAGAAACAGAGGAAAAGCAAUCUAAUUAUGCGCGUUACAUGACAAUUGGAGAACUGGUACAGACACUGGAAAGUGACAUUGAGGAACCUGACCAGCUUAGUGUGACUGACCUUGUCCAUUUGGAGCAGCAGAUUGGGAGUGCACUUCUAGAAACAAGAUCUAGGAAGAACUGUUUGCUGAUGGAAUCUAUCGCGCAUCUACAUGAAAAGGAGAAGAUGUUGGAAGAAGAAAAAAGGCAUCUUGAGGAGCAAAUAAGUGGAAUUAAGAAGGAUAGUGAGGAAGUGAAUGAGAUGGGUGUGGGUGUGGGUGUGGGUGUGGGUGUGGAUUUCACCAGCCUUGCGACUUCGGUUGUUGGUACACAGCAGCAAGCAGCAGCAGCAACCCUCAAUUUUCUUUGAAUCUAAUCAAUGGCCUGCCCGCUUGCAGAAGCUAAACAGAAUAAAAUUAAAUCAUGUUUGCUAUUCUUCCUAAUCAUCCCAUAAAAUGUCUAUACUUGUGAGUGAGUAAUAAGAACCUUAAUUAGGUUGUUAUUACUUUCUGCCUCUGAUCUGCGAGCUGAGCUGAGCUACCUAAAAUGUCUAUACUUGUGAUGACUCAUUGUAAUAAGGAGGUGAUCGAUGGUCAGAAGGUUGGGUAGCUUGCAGUAAUUGUGUGAAACUCUGUUUCAAAAUGUCUGUGUUUUAAUUUAUUUGAUGUUUUUUAAGCCUAGCCUGUGAUAAUAUACGUAGACCUUAAAACUC
Ipomoea triloba (trilobed morning glory) is the source of this 1114-nucleotide messenger RNA. RefSeq names its product agamous-like MADS-box protein AGL27. The record is from RefSeq and is a predicted model, not a curated record. Gene Ontology annotation, molecular function: DNA-binding transcription factor activity, RNA polymerase II-specific; RNA polymerase II cis-regulatory region sequence-specific DNA binding; protein dimerization activity. Gene Ontology annotation, biological process: positive regulation of transcription by RNA polymerase II. Lineage: Eukaryota; Viridiplantae; Streptophyta; Magnoliopsida; Solanales; Convolvulaceae. The transcript is spliced from 7 exons. Gene Ontology annotation, cellular component: nucleus. The coding region runs from base 155 to 772 and encodes 205 amino acids.